Bacillus rossius redtenbacheri is the source of this 1124-nucleotide messenger RNA. RefSeq lists its product as uncharacterized. Bases 15 to 563 code for a protein of 182 amino acids. The transcript is spliced from 2 exons. The record is from RefSeq and is a predicted model, not a curated record. NCBI's taxonomy places the organism in Eukaryota, Metazoa, Arthropoda, Insecta, Phasmatodea, Bacillidae.
CCUCCGCUCGCGACAUGGCGCCCACCACGGUGGCACUGCUCGUAGCUUGCCUCGCGGUAGGCAGUUCCGCCUCUCUGUGCGGCUGCCCGCCCCCGCCCGCCGCCCCCUGCGUGGUGGUGCCGUCCCCGCAGCAGGCGCCGCCCCCGCUCGUGAUCCUGCCGCCGCCCACGCGCUCGCCGCCGCCCCUCGUGCUGACCGGCCCGCCGCCGCCGCCCCAGCAGCCGAUCAUCGUGUUCUCGCCGCCGCUGCCGCCCGAGCCGCCCCUCGUGGUGGCACCGCCCCCGCACCCGCCCCCGGCGCCCAUCUUCGUGGUGCCGCCCCGCCGCCUGCCGCGCCGGGUGAUCGUGCUGCCGCGGCCUCCGCCGCCGCCGCGCCCCGUCAUCCUGCUGCCCCCGGAGCCCGCCCCCGUGCAGCUCGUGGUGGCGCCGCCCCCGCCGCCCGCCCCCCGCCAGGUGGUGCGCCUGCCCCCGCCGCCGCCCGCGCCCCGCCAGUGCCUCGUGCUCACGUGGCCGCCGCCCCCGCCGCCGCCGCUCGUGCUGCCGCCCCCGCGCUGCCCCUGCUGACUGCUCUGACGUGGACUCUUCCGACAACUGACUCACCCUCACCUGAGACCCGUGUUCAUAAUGUAUUUAUUUUUUUGUGUAGUAAACUCAAAAAAAACAUUCUCUUUUGUCUUUGUACUAUUCCCUUACUUUGACUUAACUAAUGUAUUCGGUCAUUGGUUUCAUCACUUCAGUACACUAGAUACCUAACGUGAUGCGACUAGGUUCGUAUUCUUCUUCAGCAGGACUGGUGGCGGCUGAAUCAACCCGCUGUGCUGUUGAAGAAUAUGUAAAAAACAUCUUGCUUCCACAGAUACUAGUAGUCUUUCUAUAUGAGUAGCUAUCGCAAAGCGACUAUUGCAAGGUAUACCCUCCGCAGUAGCAGGUGACCAUGGUUAUUGCAACCUGGUUCUUUGGGUGUGAUGUGAGUGGUCUGGAGUUGAGUACUGUAUUGCUUUGUACCAAAAAAACAUGAACAGUUCCUCAAAUGUUAGAAACCACUGCUCUACUACUUGAAUCACAUGAGGUUUGAACCAUUUACAAUUUCCUUCUACAUACAUAGCCUACCUAUAUGAGGGCAGC